CAAUGAACAUAUGUGAAUAAUAAUUACGCGUGUGUAUACACUGGAUUGUAAAUUUUGGCGCGAUUGAAUGAGAAUGUGCGGGAAACGAAUUAUGUGCGAGAGUUUAUUGUAAAAUAGGUAAAUACGAAUCAAAACUGUUAUGCAAGCGGCAAAGCGAGUGCUGUCACCCAGUAAGGUUGAUAAUGUGCCGGCGUCAUGCAAGAAGUACAAAAAACAAAUUGAUCUCGAUGUCCACCCGCCGCUUCCAACUGACCAGGAGAACUAUGACUUUUUGUUGGACGACGACAAUGAUUUCGAUGUAAGUGCAUUGGAUGCUGCCGCAACAGCGAAGGGCAUUGAUCUGAACAGUUGGCAACGCUGUGUGGUGCUGGAUAUGGAACGCCUGCCCAGGUCACAUGAUUUGGUUCUCCAAUUGCGUAGCGAUGAAGAUGCGGAUUCGAAAGCUAUUUGCCAUUUGCAGGCGCCAUGGAAUCAAACGCCACUAGAGCAAGGUGAUCUGGUGUCGGUUAAAGCGCAGUGGCAGCCCACGCUGGCCGCGUAUGUGGUUAACAAGGAGCAGGGCUAUUGUGUAAUACAUCCAGAUCUGCUCAUAUCAAGUACUUCUGUGACUGGCUCGCUUUUCUGCCGACGCAAAGCCGUGCUGCAGGAUCGUUUUCGUGGUGUUGAUUCUACUAAUGCGGUGAUGAUUAUAGGCACAUUGGUGCACGAGCUGCUGCAAACAGUUCUAUCGCAGCGUCUGCGACAGAAAUCACAAGUGGAGGAUGCACUGCAGCAAAUGCUGCAUAGUUCUUCUUUAGCCCAGCAGCUCUAUGCCGGCCAGCUGAAUCGCGCCGAGAUCGAAUUGCAGCUAUAUAAGUUUGUAGGACCAAUUGUUGACUUUGUAGCGCAAUAUGUAGAGGGCAAGCUGCCCUCUGUACAGCCACCGGAAAUGUACAAGGGUCGGAUUGAUCAAAUACACGAUAUUGAGGAAAAUCUGUGGGUGCCGCAGCUCGGACUCAAGGGCAAGGUUGAUGUUUCUGUGCACGUGCGCAACAAAAAGCAGCCAAUACCAUUGGAGUUGAAAACUGGACGCGCCAGCUUUUCGAUGGAACACAAGGGCCAGCUGUUGCUCUAUCAGCUAAUGCACUCGGCUCUGGGUCAAGAGACGCGCAGUGGUCUGUUGCUGUACUUGCGCGAAGGCAUUCUGCGCGAGGUUCACGAGGGUCGCAACGAGCAACGCGAUCUCAUUCUGCUGCGCAACGAUCUGGCGCAUUAUCUAACACGCGAUGUGCAACUGCCAUCGGGUGAAGAAACCAUCUCGCUGGUCGAACAGCCUGGUAAGCUGUUGCAGCCCUUACAGCUGCCCGAACCCAUUUCACAUCAUAGCGCCUGCGGGAAUUGCGCCUAUGCCACGCUCUGCUGCAGCUUUGCCAGUACAGAUUCUCAGCUUGAGCUGAGUGAAUCUCAUCCGCUGCGACGUCUAAUGCCAGAAGUUCUAGAUCAUCUAAGUCAAGCGGAUUAUGAGUAUGUGUUUCACUGGUGUGGUCUGUUGGCUCUAGAGGAACAACAAGCGCGAAAAUCACAUCAGCUGCGAGCGCUAUGGACUGAAACACCUGCCAAGAGGCAGCACCAGGGUCGCGCGAUCCAACAGUUGCAAUUGCCUAAGAAUCAUCAGGCACUUCUAGUGGAUGGACGCUUUGAACAGAAAUUGAUACUGUCAGAGGAAGCGGAUAAUGAACUGAAUUUAACACUCAGCGGCUUUGAGGUGGGCGAAUAUGUCAUCAUUAGCUGUAGCUCGCGGCUGGCUAUUGCCGCCGGCUACAUAACAGCGCUAGAGCAGCGCAGCUUGUGCGUGCAACUAGAGCGUGAUCUUGGCCAGCGUUAUGUGCUGGAGAGUUUCAUAGUGGACAAGCAUGAAUCCCAGAGCUUUGCCAGUUUCAAUUUUACGAACCUGGCGCAACUUUUAGCGCCCAGUGAACGUGCGGCUCAAUUGCGGUCCAUUGUGAUUGCCCGGACACUGCCAAAGCAGCAAAAGGUUUUGCCUCGCAUCAUUGGCAGCAAGGGCGGGCCCAUGCUGCGUUCAUUGAAUAAGGUACAGCAGGUGGCUGCCUUACGUGCCCUCACCACCGAUACACACCUGCUGAUCAAGGGACUGCCAGGCACAGGAAAAACGCAGACAUUGGUGGCCAUUGUGCGGCUCCUGCAUCUGAUGGAGCGCAGUGUGUUAAUUACAGCACAAACGCAUUCCGCCGUAGAUAAUCUGUUGUUGCGUCUGCUGCCCUAUAAUCUGCCGCUGAUGCGUCUGGGUAACAGCGCACGAAUUCAUCCGCAGUUGCAGGAGAUCAGUGAGGCACAGUUGACAGCUAAUUGCGAAACAGUUGAACAGUUGACGUCAGCACUAGAAAAGCCAAGCAUUGUAGGCGUCACCUGUCUCGGAGCCGGACAUGCUCUGUUCCAGCAUCGUAAGUUCGACUAUUGCAUCGUGGAUGAGGCCACACAGGUGUUGCAGCCGGCGGUUUUACGUGCGUUGAGCCACAGUAGCCGUUUCAUACUUGUCGGCGAUCCGGAGCAGCUGCCACCGCUGGUGCGUAGCCGUGAGGCGCGUCUGCGCGGCGCUGAUGAGAGCCUAUUUCAGCGUUUGGAUUGCGACGAGGCCACAGCUGUGCUGACACUGCAAUAUCGUAUGAAUCGCAGCAUUACACGUCUGGCCAACCACUUGACGUAUGGCCAGGCACUACAAUGCGCCAGUGAACAGGUUGAAAGUGCGAAACUGCAAUGGGAACCACCAGCCGAGUGCUGUCUUUGGGUGCAACGCACGUUGCAAACUCAUUUAGAGCAAGCAGUCGUUUUGUUGGACACAUGCGAUUGUGCACAACGCUGUCAGGACUAUGUUGAUGCAUCCAAACAGCAGUGCAAUACCAGCGCCUCCAUCGAACAGUAUUAUGGUGAAGCCGUUGAACAAACAUUGCAACCAACUCAAUUACAAUCAGGUCGUCCUCGUCGUGUGCCUAAGUAUAGUAACUAUUGCGAGGCGGCCAUUGUGUUGCAUUUGUUGCGACAACUGCUGGAGGCGGGCUACGAUGCUGCACGCAUUGGGGUCAUUGCACCAUAUCGCGCUCAGGUGGAGUUGCUGCGCAAGCUGGGCGAACAUUUAACCGGUGUGGAAUUCAAUACGGUUGAUCAAUAUCAGGGACGCGAUAAGAAUCUAAUAAUCUACAGUUGUACGAAGACAGGCAGUGCCAGUGCCGAACAGAAUAUGGAACGUGCGCGAGAGGCAGAAAUCCUGGAGGAUCAACGUCGAUUGACUGUUGCUAUCACACGUGCCAAACAUAAAUUAAUUUUACUUGGGGACGUUAACUGUUUGGCACGCUAUACGCCCUUUCAAAAACUUUUCAAUCAUAUUCCCGAACGUUGUCGGUUGCACUUGGCCGACGGCCGCAUGGGCUUCAGCUGGCAGCAACUAUUCCACGAGUUGGAACAGCUCCAAGUUAGCAAGUGAUUAAAAUAAGGAUUAUUUAUUUUAAAUUUAAUUCUAUUUAUUCUAUUUUAAGAAAAAUAUGAACGC
Messenger RNA from Drosophila hydei, 3544 nucleotides. RefSeq names its product DNA replication ATP-dependent helicase/nuclease DNA2 (gene Dna2). The record is from RefSeq and is a predicted model, not a curated record. Gene Ontology annotation, biological process: replication fork reversal. The transcript has 3 exons. Gene Ontology annotation, molecular function: ATP hydrolysis activity; 5'-flap endonuclease activity; single-stranded DNA helicase activity. Bases 140 to 3478 code for a protein of 1112 amino acids. Gene Ontology annotation, cellular component: cytoplasm. Lineage: Eukaryota; Metazoa; Arthropoda; Insecta; Diptera; Drosophilidae.